UCUGUCACAUCUGUUAAGGCUAUAUUGUUCUCUAAAUAGGCUAAGUCACUGUUGCUUGUUUAGGGGGUCUUUCACAUUGCGAAACUCUGGGAACCCCCACCCGGCUUCUGCAUAAAAAAAAAUAAAAAAAAUCUUGAAGACGCAGAGGGUUAAUUUCAAGCUCCCACCACCACCACCCACAUCUCCAAUUUGAAAGCCGCCUCUCUACCGGGAGAGGAAGGCUCUUUUUCGGUCAGAUGGCGUGCUGCAGUCCGCCCCCGUCAUUCUCCAGCCCACACAGACAGGGCAGCCAGCAACCAAUACGCUGCGCCGGAGGAAGAUUUCUGCCAGAGAUUUCAGACGACGUACGAUACUCAAAGGGGAUUUACUACGCCAAUCUGAGCCGGGAAAGCUUUCGGCAAUAUACUGUAGGUAACAGGUUUCACUCCGGGAGUAGCCUACCGACCUGUGACAUCGGUGGUUUGGAGACACACCUUACCGUUUUUCCCGUCUCUGCACAUCCGUCUACCUGACCAGAAGAAGGUUCAUGUCUUUCCUUUCUCCUGCCUAAACUUUCCAGAGCUGUGUGCCAUGUCUCUGCCACGCACACUUGGGGAGUUGCAGCUCUAUCGGGUGCUGCAGAGGGCCAACCUGCUGGCCUAUUAUGAAACCUUCAUCCAGCAGGGUGGUGACGAUGUGCAGCAGCUCUGUGAAGCAGCAGAGGAGGAGUUUCUGGAGAUCAUGGCACUAGUUGGCAUGGCCACCAAGCCACUGCAUGUGCGUAGGCUCCAGAAAGCCCUCCGAGACUGGGCAGCGAACCCUGCCCUUUUUAGCCAGCCCGUCUCUAACGUUCCUCUUGGGGGCAUCCCACUGUUCAAAGUGGAGGGGACUGGCACUGGUGGAUCAGCCGGCGGGCCCAGGAAGUCUUUGAGCAACGGGCAGCCGGAGUCACCGUGUGAAAGGGAAGAUCGGGCGUGUCUUACUCCAAUGCACAGUGGGAGUCCAAGAAGCCCUUGCUCCCAGGCCUCCCCACAGCCACCAGACACACACUACAGGGAAAAACUGUCCCCCAUGGACCCACACUGGCUCAGCCCAGAGCCUGAUGGGACAUCUGGAGUAGACGAGGAGCCCCCCAGCCCACCUCUGCUGUCAACAUGUCCUCCAGGUCCCUCCACAUCUCCUAGCCCCUCUGUUUCUCUUGCCUCGUCGGCCCUGUCAGCCUGGCCCGGAGGACAGCUGGAUGGGGAGACGGCAAGGGCUGUGGUGGAGAGCGUGGAGAGGCUCCUCAGGACCUUGCCCAGGUCCGAUCCUGCAGAGUGGAAGACUCUGCUUAGGAUGAACAAGAAGAUGGCAAAGACUGUGGGACACAUCUUCAAAAUGGGGUCCCAAGAUGUAAGCAAAGAAGAAGAGAUCCGAAAGUACAGUCUCAUCUAUGGACGCUUUGACUCCAAGAGGAGAGAGGGGAAGCAACUCACACAUCAUGAGUUGAUCAUCAAUGAAGCUGCAGCCCAGUUCUGUAUGCGCGACAAUGCCCUUUUGCUGAGACGGGUGGAGCUCUUUUCUUUGGCUCGGCAGGUGGCGAGAAAAUGUGCCUACACCUCCACACUAAAGCAUGCAAGGACAAAUACCGACGAGAAUAGUGUACUGUGCCAGAAGAGAGCGAGACAUGAGGUCAUCAUGCCUGAGAGUGUGCCAUCAUUUCUCGGAGUGGAAGGCUCAGAGGGUUUGACGCAGAGGGCAGAUGAUGACAGCUUAUCUGCAGAAAGCCUCGACAGUGUAUCGCAUGACAUCGGCUCACAGUGCAACCAAUCUCCAUCCCCCCGUCCCCACACUGACACAUCCAACCCUGCCAACUGGAGUCGCCAUCUCAUACAGCAAACGCUAAUGGAUGAAGGGUUGCGAUUGGCUCGGAUGGUAUCACAUGAUCGGGCUGGCAAGAUCAGCCUAGGGUCAGAACAAAAUCACUCUACAGACCAUGACAGUAAAGUUGAGAGGCGGAGCUCGAUAACAGUGUGCAGGAGCAGCAGCCCUUGCAUCACCAAAGACGACUCUAAUCAUCGUGGGAAAUGAAAAUGCUCAGCUUUUGUCAGGGAACUUGUCCUCAGGCCUGCCACUAAACUCCGCUCAGAGUCUGCAACACAGGCUGCUAUUGACACUGACUGAUCUGAUGAGGAGAAGACUCUUAUCGACUUCAAAAUCAAUACAGUAAUUAUCUGAAUUUACCAGCGACUGACAUCAUAAACCUGCAGUGACAUCUGAACAAUGACAUUGUGGAUCAAAAAUGUUUUGAAUUCAAUGCAGAUUUUAGCUGAUAGUGGAAAAUGUACUGAUUUUAUCAGGACAAACCUGAUAUUUUGUUAAGUCAGAUUAUUGUGAGAAGUGCCGUGUGUUGAGAGUGCCACCUGUUUUAGAAGAAAUGGGCUCGACACAGCAGGGGGCACUGCAACUUUGGAAAUUGUCUCUCUCAUCUUACUCCAGUAUCAUACUGUAGUUCUGUAAAGGAAAUUUGGUUUCAAUAGGAAGACUUUUAUCUACAUUUUCAGAAAGUUACAAUCUAAAAACAGUAUGAUGACAUUCUCAGCAGCUCCUCACCCUCAGGAAAAAAAUUGAUGUUUUGAAGUCAGUGUAUUCUUUAGGAUUCAAAGAUGAAGAUAAAUAAAGUCCACAUAGAUGGAUUAGUAAAAACUAAAAAAAGGAGGAAAGUGUGGCACGUUAAUCUAGAUUUCCCAGAGCGUACAGACAAAACGCCGUCAGGCUCAGAGGCCUUUUGUCCUUUGCUGCAUCGUCUGCAGGCAUGCUUACUGUAAGUUUAUGAGAUAUAGAGCCGCAGGUCUUCAUCAUCCCCUCCUUCACAUCUUUCUGUAAUAUUUUGCACAAGUGGCUGAUGUGGUGUUUUGUAAAAAAAUGAUACAUCAGGCUUUUCAUUAUCUUUAAUUAUGUGCAAAAUGUACUGAGAACACCUUUUCUAAACAUGAUGUUAAGAACACUGAUGCUUUUACGAUUUCCAGUCCACAGUUAACUUUUCAGUUGCCACUCUCUACACAUCAGGUUUUCAGGGUCAGCUAUAGGGUCUUGCUCCAGGGCUCUUCAGCAGGGAGGAUGCUUGCUGUCAUCAGCUGCUCUUCCCUCUCAUCGCGAGACUGCAUUCAAAAUAUAUAUGCGAGAUUUAGAUAAUUUAAAAAACAUUUAUCACAGAACUUUUAGAAAAUGAUAAGUGGUGGGGAUAAGCGUAGAUUUUUUAAUGCGAUUUUAUUUAGGUGUAGCGAAAAGAUAUGGCAGCGUGUUUUUGGGAUGAUUUCUGUAGUCUUAAUUAGGUGAACUUUAUUUCAGUUUCCCUCUUCUGUCUUUUGAGACUUAUAGUUAAUUAGGGUGACUAAUCUUUCUGUACCUUCUAGGCUUUAGAAAAAGAAAAAAAAACACAUGCAGAGGUUUACAGAAAGAAGUCUCAUGGUGCUUGACUCUUGAUACAGCAGCUCCUACAAGUUCUGUAAGUCUAUCUGUUUAAAAUUGUUAAAAUGUUUUCAGACUUCAUGUAAUGACAAGGCUCGUGUUGAAAAUGCAUUUUUGUAUACUUAACCACAGAGUAUGUCAGUGAGGUAGCUUGCUGUGCAUCAGUUACACCUGCCUGUCUCUUGAGCAUUAGUAACCUCAGUUUAUUAUGUUGCAAAACAGAUUAUUUAUUUUGUUACAUCUCAAUAAAUGUUAUUUUAUUGCCUAAAGCCAGUGUGCUGC
This is a messenger RNA of Perca fluviatilis (European perch), 3711 nucleotides long. RefSeq names its product NGFI-A binding protein 2 (EGR1 binding protein 2) (gene nab2). Gene Ontology annotation, cellular component: nucleus. The transcript is spliced from 8 exons. The coding region runs from base 571 to 2049 and encodes 492 amino acids. Gene Ontology annotation, molecular function: transcription factor binding; transcription coregulator activity. Gene Ontology annotation, biological process: negative regulation of DNA-templated transcription. NCBI's taxonomy places the organism in Eukaryota, Metazoa, Chordata, Actinopteri, Perciformes, Percidae. The record is from RefSeq and is a predicted model, not a curated record.